UAUAUUCUUUGGUGGUCUGAAAAGUGACUGCCAAACCCCAAAUACUGGUUGUAUUUUACCACCUAAUUCCAUUUUUCAGUCAAAAUUAACAAGGAAAUGUAAUCCAAGCAUCGGCUCAGACUUCACAGAGAUACCUCAACCCGGCUCUUAUGAUGAAAAUAUCAAAUCCACGGUCUUCCAAAACGGAAACAACUCUACAUGACCACUCAGACCGAUCGGCGUUUGCAAGGGCAUGAAUAAUGCCUGAUCCGAGAGCUUCUCAUUCAAGUUUCAAAGAUCAGCCACUCCACACAUCCAGUAAACUUUCUACCAAAGAUAGAAACGGUCAGGCAUCUGAUCCGAAUUCGAGUUCCCCAGGAAAGAAAUUAAGCGCGGAGGGAGCUCUCUUGAAGGAUAAACAUCCGGAACUAUUCUUCAUCGAACCUCGUCCCGGUAGAUUUGUUCGAAACCUUACCUCUCCUCAUCAGGAUCCCUCAAAAACAGACGUCAAAGAUACUUCGAUUAAUAAGAGCAAAAAACCGACGGUGUUGGGCGCAACGGCUACACCUGUAUCUAUCAACGAUGUUUUAGCAACACAAAUUUCAUGUUCGCCAUUAAACAGACUUUCAAAAGAAGAGGAAAGGAAUAACACGGUUCGCAUGUGCAGCAUCGCUAUCAGCACUGUGAUUAUGCUUGCUCGACACACUUACAAAGACAUAACGCUGGAGCACGUGAAACAUACGGAAACAUAUUUUAGAGCACUAAAACAGGAAAAUGGAUACCCACAAAAUAUAGGACAGCUGAUGCAGGUUCUUGCUAAUCUUAAACGAUCAGGUACCAUCGUUACUCCGCCUCCGGAUGAAGAGGACUCUGACAAUGGAGAUGACGACGAAGAUAUACAAAUAUCGGACAUAAUUGACUGACGCCAGGACAAUCCCUUGAAUACCACCGAUUGUAAGGAGGGAAAUCCAACCGCUGUGUUAAAU
Molecule: messenger RNA, 965 nt
Organism: Athalia rosae (coleseed sawfly)
Lineage: Eukaryota; Metazoa; Arthropoda; Insecta; Hymenoptera; Athaliidae
Exons: 4
Coding region: 240-902 (220 amino acids)
Source: RefSeq, a predicted model, not a curated record